AUGGAAAUUUCAAAGAUUAAUUUGGUUGGUGUUAUGUCUUUUUUGUUCUUUUCGUUUGUUUUCAGUGAUCAUAUCACAAAUUUGGCUGAUCAUGUCCCUAAUUUGGUUUGGUCAAAAAAUUACCUUCCUUCUCAUAUAAACUUGAAUUUUGGUAUGCUACCAAAAGGUCAUAUUCCACCAUCUGGACCUAGCACUGGAUCUUCAUAUUCUCCACCUCCCCCUCCUCACAGAAACUUGAAUUUUGGUAUUUUACCAAAAGGUCAUGUUCCACCAUCUGGACCUAGCACUGGAUCCUCAAAUUCUCCACCACCACCUUCUCACACAAACUUGCAUUUUGGUAUGCUACCAAAAGGCCAUGUUCCACCAUCUGGACCUAGCACUAGAUUCUCAGAUUCUCCACCUCCUCAUAGAAACAUGAAUUUUGGAAGGCUUCCAAAAGGCUAUGUUCCACCAUCUAGACCUAGCAAGGGAUCAUCAUAUUCUUCACCACCACCUCCUCACACAAACUUGAAUUUUGGUGUUUUACUAAAAGGUCAUGUUCUACCAUCUGGACCUAGCACUAGAUUCUCAGAUUCUCCACCACCACCUCCUCAUACAAACUUGCAUUUUGGUAUGUUACCAAAAGGCUAUGUUCCACCAUCUGGACCUAGCACUAGAUUUUCAGAUUCUCCACCUCCUCACACAAACUUGAAUUUUGGUGUUUUACUAAAAGGUCAUGUUCUACCAUCUGGACCUAGCACUAGAUUCUCAGAUUCUCCACCACCACCUCCUCAUACAAACUUGCAUUUUAGUAUGUUACCAAAAGGCUAUGUUCCACCAUCUGGACCUAGCACUAGAUUAUCAGAUUCUCCACCUCCUCGCAGAACAUGA
This is a messenger RNA of Cicer arietinum (chickpea), 870 nucleotides long. The record is from RefSeq and is a predicted model, not a curated record. Lineage: Eukaryota; Viridiplantae; Streptophyta; Magnoliopsida; Fabales; Fabaceae.